Molecule: messenger RNA, 1086 nt
Organism: Lynx canadensis (Canada lynx)
Lineage: Eukaryota; Metazoa; Chordata; Mammalia; Carnivora; Felidae
Gene: SGSH
Product: N-sulfoglucosamine sulfohydrolase
Exons: 3
Coding region: 1-615 (204 amino acids)
Molecular function (GO): arylsulfatase activity
Source: RefSeq, a predicted model, not a curated record
AUGGGCCACGGCCACGCUGGCCGAGACGUGUCAGGGGCCUACGUGAGCCUCCUAGACCUCACGCCCACCAUCUUGGAUUGGUUCUCCGUCCCUUACCCGAGCUACGCCAUCUUUGGCUCGAAGACCGUCCGGCUCACCGGCCGGUCCCUCCUGCCGGCGCUGGAGGCAGAGCCCCUCUGGAGCACCGUCUUUGGCAGCCAGAGCCACCACGAGGUCACCAUGGCCUACCCCAUGCGCUCCGUGCACCACCGGGACUUCCGCCUGGUGCACAACCUGAACUUCAGGAUGCCCUUUCCCAUCGACCAGGACUUCUACGUGUCGCCCACCUUUCAGGACCUCCUGAAUCGCACCGCGGCCGGCCAGCCCACGGGCUGGUACAAGGACCUCCGUCACUACUACUACCGGGACCGUUGGGAGCUCUACGACCGCAGCCAGGACCCCCACGAGACCCGGAACCUGGCCGCUGAUCCGCGCUAUGCCCAGGUUCUGGACCUGCUCCAGACCCAGCUGGCCAAGUGGCAGUGGGAGACCCACGACCCCUGGGUGUGUGCUCCCGAUGGUGUCCUGGAGGAGGGGCUCUCUCCCCAGUGCCGGCCGCUCCACAAUGAGCUGUGAGGGUCGCCCGGGGGACGUGGGAGGCCUCCCCGCGCCCGGUCCCCACCUUUCCAGCUGAGGCGGAGGGAGGGGCAGCGACCCUCCCGUCUGAGCAGGGCUCUCCCUGAUGCUGGGGUCGUUGCUGCCACUGCGUGGAGGGGGGAGCGGUGGGGCCUGUGCCCGGCUCCUUCCUCCGCCCGUGGGAGUGGGGACGCGGUCGUCCUGGUGUCCGAGUCGUGUCUCAGCACAGGACUUGCAGGAAGGGGGGCUUGUUUCCUGGGUUCGGCUGGGGACCUGCCAAGAGAAGGCGCUGGGACCUGGGGCUCGAGACCUUCAUUCUUCGGAGCCCACAGACGUCCCCGCGCCCUUCACCCGGGAGGAGCUGGGCCUCCGUGUGCCCCGCGGGUGGCGGUGGCCCCAAACCGCACCGUAUGUGGGAACCCAGUGUCUGGCUCGUGUCAAUCCCUGGCCUUGAAAACUCUUCGAACAACC